Messenger RNA from Zygosaccharomyces rouxii, 1149 nucleotides. RefSeq names its product mitochondrial 54S ribosomal protein uL2m (gene RML2). The transcript has a single exon. Gene Ontology annotation, molecular function: structural constituent of ribosome; RNA binding; transferase activity. Gene Ontology annotation, biological process: cytoplasmic translation. Gene Ontology annotation, cellular component: large ribosomal subunit; ribosome. The coding region runs from base 1 to 1149 and encodes 382 amino acids. Lineage: Eukaryota; Fungi; Ascomycota; Saccharomycetes; Saccharomycetales; Saccharomycetaceae. The record is from RefSeq and is a predicted model, not a curated record.
AUGCUUAUUUUAAAUGUGCUUAGGGCACAGACGAAGUUCUCUGUGUCCCCUGCGGCGAGAUUCUUUUCGCAAUCUAUGAGAUAUAUGCAGGAAAAUGCCAGUAAUAAAGUAACUGAGAAUCCAAUUCCAGAGAUUAAUCCGCAGAUGUUAAAAAUUGUUCCUGAUAAUGAUGAUGUUGCCACGUUAGAAAAGCAAGAUGAUUUGAUCAAAAGACGCCGUAAGUUGGCUAAGGAAAUCACAGUCAUGAAAAAACUAAAACCCGUGUCUCCUGGUUUGAGAUGGUGGAGGAAGCCAAUCUAUCCAUAUUUGCACAAGGGUAGACCCAUUAUGUGGUUAACUCAGGCGAAAAGAAGUACAGGUGGUAGAAACCAUUCUGGUAAGGUUACAGUUCGUCAUAGAGGUGGUGGACAUAAGAGAAGAAUUCGUAUAGUAGAUUUUGCACGUUGGGAAUCAGGACCUCAAACUGUAGAAAGAAUCGAAUAUGAUCCCGGUAGAUCUGCACAUAUUGCACUGCUCAGACAUAACACAAGUGAUCAACUGUCCUAUAUCCUAGCUUGUGAUGGUCUAAGACCUGGUGAUACAGUUGAAUCGUACAGAAAGGGUAUUACAAAGGAACUUUUACAAGAAAUGGGUGGUAAAGUUGAUCCUGCUAUUUUAUCCGUCAGAACAGCUCAAAGAGGUAACUGUGUGCCUAUAUCAAUGAUUCCAAUCGGUUCCAUUGUUCACAACGUUGGAUUAUCACCUGUGGGGCCAGGUAAGUUUUGUCGUGCUGCUGGUACCUAUGCUCGUAUUUUGUCCAAGUGGCCUGAGAAGAAAAAGGCAGUGGUACGUCUACAAAGUGGUGAACAUCGUUACGUCUCUUUAGAAGCUUGCGCUACUAUUGGUAUUGUUUCUAAUAUCGAUCAUCAAAAUAGAUCGCUUGGUAAAGCCGGUAGGUCCAGGUGGCUUGGUAUAAGACCCACCGUUAGAGGUGUUGCUAUGAAUAAAUGUGAUCAUCCUCACGGUGGUGGUCGUGGUAAAUCUAAGUCUAGAAAGUUAUCUGUAUCUCCAUGGGGUCAACUAGCAAAAGGUUACAAGACUAGAAGAGGUAAACACCAGAAUAAGAUGAAGGUUAGAGAUAGACCAAGAGGUAAGAUGUCAAGAGUAUGA